AAGAAGUUGAAGAACCUAACUAUGGAGGAAGUUUAAGGAUAUUUUGUACAUGGGUCUGCGGGGCUAGCUACCUAGCCUUAUUUAGUAAUCUUUGAAAGGAAGAACAGAAGGUAGAAUAGUGACCAAACUGUUCCCAAGGAUGGCAGGCGAGUUCCCAAAUCCCGAGAUGUCUAACCCUGCCGAUUGCGAGGAUACUAUUCCGUAUGGUGGCUUGUACUGCCCCAUUUGCGCCAACUUCAUUCUUAUCCCGGUUACGUAUAAAUGUGGCCACAUCUUCUGCUUGGACUGUGUGAAGAAGUUGUGGGACACUAAUGAGGAUCCCUAUUGUCCACGGUGUAUGGAAAAGUGCCAGGACAAGAAGUGCUCUGUUAAUUUGCUGCCUGUAACCGAAGGUGCGCACUUCCAUGCGGACGCCAGUGUUUUGGUCUCGGGGCACCCAAGUAGUGGUAUGUGGCCCGGGAAACAGGAGGACAGUAACUUGGAUAGACCUCGUCAGGGAUCUUGGACUGAAGACAACUGUUUUAUCACAAACAAUGGAGCAAAACAGACUGAAGAACUAGCAUGUGUGGAUUCGAUGGAGGAGGUGUUUUCAUUUAUGUCUCUGGGGUAUAAACUGCCAAACAAUGAAGAAUUCUCUGCUGUUUCUUCACUAAUGGACAGAGAUGAAAAGGAUGAUGCAGAAGUUGAUGAAGACAUUUAUUGUGACAAAGAAGACAAUACACCUGCACAGAAUAGUGGUUUACAAGACAAUGCCAAUGCAGCACAGAAAUGUGAAUCUAUGAGUGAUACAAUCUCAGAGAAGUGCACAUGGGACGAUCAUGCUAGGGAAGUUUUAACACAAGUGGGGUUAAUUCAGUUCUGUAAAAGAAGUCUUUCACUGAGGAAUAUGCUAGAAAUUAGUGCAGAAACUUUGGAUGGGAGUGCACCAAAAUCCUUAGAAAACGUUCCCUGGUACUUUCUUAGAAAGGUAUUGAGAUCAGAUUCCAGUGCAGUCAACAUAAAAUGUAACUCUGAUGAUAUAGUAAGAAAUGAAAUGCAGGAGCUGGAAUCUGAUGACAUUUUCACAACUUCUACCUACUCAGCAGUUCCUUGGAUUCACCCAUUAGAUGUAAUUGUGUCAGUGUUUCUCUGUUCAGAUGCUGUGUUACAGCAGGAGCUCAUGGUAAAAAUGGUUUCAUGUCAGUUCGCAUUACCACUUUUACUGCCUACAUGGAACAACAGUUGUACCUUCCUCCUGUGGGCACUGCGCUCAGUUAUAAAGAAGUGGCACCCCAAAGGAGAGCAGGACAACAGUGGGUUCCAGGAAGAACAUGUAGUUUCAAUGAAAAUUCCAACUUUCUCAUUUCUAAGAGUAGGUAAUAUCACUGUGUCAAAGUCUAAAACACUGAAUGACAUCCUCAGCAACAAACAGCAAUAUCAGAACUUCUUCCUCCAUCACCAGAUGGAUUGUGCAAAUAUAUCUAAGAAAAUUUCCAAUGGUUUUGCAGAAAUAUCUUGGUAUCUGCCAUGUGCCUCUGAAAAUACUGAUGUUUUUACAGACCCAUUUCAAGUAAUUAAUCUCCGUGGUGAUGCCAUCAAAGCACCAGAACAGGUUGAAUUUUUAACACUAGUGUCAUCUGCGGUCUUUGUGUUUCUCUCUGAUAUCACAGCUAUGAAGCUUCAGUACUUACAAAAAAUAGCAAAAAACAAGGCACAAAUCUAUCUUGUAUUAACUUCAGAUGUUACAACACAAAAUGCAAAGGACUUACUAAUAUCAUUUACACAAAAGUUUAAUUUGUACAAAAAACACAUUAUUAUCAAAAGCCAACAAAUUAAUGAUUCUGACUUUACAACAAAACUUUGUCUCAGACUACAGUCUGCUCUUGGUCAGUGUGACUGCGCAAACAUAUUAUGUCUAGAAGAAAUGAUUUCUGUUUCACAUCAAUGUGGGAUUCAUGUAGAUGAGGAUAAUGAACAAAUUCAGCUUACAAAGAGCUUUUCUGAAGACAUUACUGAUCUUAUGAAAUGUGAUGAUAUCCAACAUUUCAAAUGUAACAGCUUCAAAUUUCAAGGUGAAACCUGCAAGAAAUUAUCAGAAAUUGAAAAGGAGCAAAGUCGUUUAAAAAAAUGUUCAGAGUGUGUGGUAUUGUAUGUUCUUAAGUUAGAAGAACAAAAAAGUCAGUUAAGGCAGUCUGUGUUUAAAAAAGGACUUCCUGACAUUAUGAAAAGCUUCAUUCAGAAAUUGACUGAUUUAUCUGGAACUGAAAGAGAACUUUUCCUUCAGUGGCUGAAACAAAAGUUAGAUUCUGCAUCUCGAACUAGAAUGUUUGCUUUAAAAUCUCAGUACAGAAAUACAUACAACGCAUUAAUUAAUACAAAAACCCCGGCAGAAAGAGAACAAAAACAGGCAGUACUUAAACAGAUUAAUAAUAAACUCAGUACUGUCUCACUUGGACUAGAGCAUUUCAUGCGUGAAUUGGGGCAGAUUUAUGAAACUCUAAGAGCAGAAAACAAUGAAUCAUUUCAGGGAAUCCCCCCAAUUAAUACAUUACCACAUAAGGCUGCAGAAUUAUUGUUAGAAGGUUUACCGCUGGAACUUCUUGAUGGAGAUGCUGGUACUAUACCAAUACAUUGGGUAACAGCUGUUCUAAACCAAGUUUCUACACUUGUAGGAGAAGAUAAACAUGUAUUUGUACUGACAGUAUUAGGCGUACAAAGCACUGGGAAGUCAACUUUGCUGAACACAAUGUUUGGGUUGCAGUUUGCUGUGGGCAGUGGGAGAUGUACAAAAGGCGCAUUUAUGCAGUUGAUUAAAAUCACAAGUAGCUUACAAUCACAGCUUGGCUAUGAUUUCCUCAUGAUUAUCGAUACUGAAGGAUUAAAAGCCCCUGAGUUACAGAGCUUAACAGAUGCUUAUGAACAUGACAAUGAACUGGCAACGCUAGUCAUUGGAUUAAGUGAUAUGACCUUGCUGAAUAUGUCCAUGGAACAUUCUGCAGAAAUGAAAGACAUAUUGCAAAUUGUUCUGCAUGCCUUUAUUAGAAUGAAGGAGGUUGGGAAGAAGCCCAUCUGUGUCUUUGUCCAUCAGAAUAUUGGUGACAUAUCAGCUUACAAUCAGAAUCUGGUGGGUCACAAACUUCUUAUGGACCAGUUAGAUGAAAUUACAAGAGCUGCAGCAAGAAUGGAAAAAUGUGAAGACAAAUUCAACAAACUUAGUGAUGUUGUAACAUUUGACCCCAAGACAUCAAAGGGCUAUAUCGCAAGCCUUUGGCAUGGUUGUGGUCCCAUGGCAUCUGUUAGUAGAGGAUACAGUACCAGUGUAUUUGAGCUGAAAAAGUCUUUAUUUCAGACCAUUCAGACAUGCAGUAAAUACAAGAAAACAUUUUCUGACUUCUCCAUGUUGAUACAGGACACAUGGAGUGCAGUGAAAAUGGAAAACUUCAUAUUUAGUUUUAAAAACAGCUUGGUAGCCGAGGCAUACCAUCACCUUACAUUUGAGUUUGUUAAAUGGGAUUGGGAAAUGAGAAGAGCUGUGCAGGAGUGGGUAAUCCAAGCGGAAAAUAAAACUGAAUCAUCUGAAACCGACAUUUGUAAUUCAUUAAAAACAGAACUCAGAAUGUUUAUUACAGAAAGACAGGCUAUAGUACUCAAGAAUCUGGAAGAGUAUUUUACUGAUAACCCAGAAAGGUCAAAGCUUCUUAUAGAAUACAAACAAAGGUUUAUUAACAGUAUUCAAAGUCUUGGGAAAGACUUACUUCUUUUUGCCACAGAUAGGUGCCAAGAUGCAGAUCGUAGAAUCAAAAGCUUAAAAGAAAUCAAUAAUCUGAAACUAGGUUACACCAAGAAACUUGAAAAUGGCAUUUUUAAACUGUUGAAGAAAUGUAAACAAUGUAAAGAUAAGCUAAAUGAUGAUGACUUGUUAUUUUAUUUUAACACAAUGUGGUAUAAAGAAACUCGUUCUAUUCCUCUUCCUCUGACAAAGAGUUUUGACAUUGAGGCAGAUAUGGAGAACAGUCUGAGGGAGCACAUGCCUACAAUGUCAGCUGGUAUAAACAAAACAAUAAAAGAAGUAAAAGGCGACUGGAACCUCUUGAAAAGUAUGAAAGAUUUUAUAACAAACACAUUCAAUGGAUUUAAUGAUCAUUUCAGGAAUGAAACAGAUGAGCAAAUGGCCAAAAAUAAAGCUGCCUUUGUAGAGGAGCAGUGCAAUAUUUUUAUAGAAAACAUUGUGACACAAGACAGGGAUUAUUACCCCACUGACUGGUUUGCAAUUUUAAGGUAUGUGGAUGAAAAUAUUAUAAAACUGCAAACAGACAGGUUUUCAUAUUCAUCCGAAUUUCUCCUGGAGUUCAAGCUGCAUGUAUGUGCUUCUGCACUCCCAAAAUUAAAGGAUAUGCACAAGAAAUUUUCUGAAAAAUAUGACCCUCAGAAGCUGCUCACUAGAGAAAGAGACAAUUAUUUUUGUCUGUUUAAGGAACUGUACAAAACUAAUGAUGCAAGUCAAACAAUGGCUGGAACAUUUUCUGAAAAUGUUCUGAAACCAGGAAUUGUCAAAGCAAUAGAGAAAAAGCUAGGCUCUGACAUUGUUCAUGACAUGAAAAACAAUUAUUCUGGUGGGGAAUUUAAAACUAGAAUGAAUUUUCAUGUUGCAAUUAUGCACGAGUUGUACAUUAAAAAUAAUUUUAAAAUUUACUGUAAUUACAUUAACAGUGGUACUUUGUUUGAACAGAUGUGGCUACAUGACAAAAUAAUUCAGCAUUGUAUGAAACAAAAUAAUGGGCACACCAGACUUUCUGAACUGGCCAGAGAUAAUUUGAAAAUGUUAGUUAACAUGCUGAGGAAAGAGAUUGAUAAUGCCAGAGUUAAAUGUGAAACAACAGUGGAAUUUUUCAAGGAAGUACAGAAAAGCAUUGAAAGUCAUCUAGUUAUAUCCUCAGCUAGAGGCACAUUUGCAUCCCAGACCAAUCUGCAGAGCUUUUGUAAAUAUUUAGAUGACAGUAUUGAUAAAAUUGAAAAAGACAUAGAAAUGGAAAUUGAACAGUGGGAAGUUGCUACAAAAAUAACAUCCCUCCCCUCCUCACCCACUGCUCUGUUUUAUGAAACCUUAGCAGGAUGUGGAACUUGCUGCUUCUGGUGUGGGGCCCCCUGUGAGUGCAGUGAACCUGGUCACAUGACUCACAGUGCUAACUACCACAGACCAUCUGGAGUUAAUGGAUGUACUUUGGAAAAGUCAAAUAAGUUAAGUGCUGAAAUCUGUACCUCACUUGUUGCAAGUGGUAAACGGUUUAAGAAUAAAGAUACUAAAUGGAAAUGGGUUCGUAUCAAAGGCUAUAAAUCAGUUAAUGAUUACUAUAAAUCCUGGAAUAUUACACCAGACACAAGUUUGAAAGGGUCAGCUUACUGGAAGGCUGUGUUCUACAAAUAUAAUGAACUGUUUGCUACAGAGUACAAAUGCUUACCUGCUGAUGUUCCACCUGAGUGGAAUUUUACAUGGACGGAUGUCUGCAGAGGUAUUGAGGAGGCUUACAAUGUAAAUUUGGACAGUCUGUGGGGCAAAUAGCAAAUGUGGACUAGGAAAUAGGAUGACAGAAUAAAUAAAAUGUGUUGAAAGAAUCAUACCAAAUCAAAUGUGGUAACUCUGUAGCAUAAUGGAAAAUAAAAAUGAUCUGUUUCCCAUUUAUUGGACAGCAAAGAACAACAACAAAAAAAAACAUGUUUAGUAAUUUGAUUCAAGUUUGAACUUCAAUAUAUUAGAAUUUUAUUUACAGUUUUUGCAUGCAUAGUUUUAUGAGUUGCAUAUAUGACAAGAGCAUCUGUAUGUCUCCACAAAAUGUAAUGUUUUUAAAGUACUUUAAUAAAAAUCAAAAUAAAGUAAUGAAUAUAAGAAGUGAUGCCAAUCACCGUUAAUUUCCAUGCAGCAGAACACUGUAAGUUAACAUUAUUAAUUUGUUAAAUCAAAGAAGUAUGCUGUUUAUUUCAUCUGACCUGUAGAACUUUGAAAAUGUGUUGUAUACUAUCUUCUAUAAAUAUGUUUCAGGGUAAAAUUUAAGUAGCCUAAACUAUGAAGUAUCACAUAGGCUUUAUGCUUAUAUGAAAUAUUUUGUUACUUUGUCUACAUAAAGGACUGUCUCUGUUAAAAAAUCACUAGGGAUUGUGAGGGCCAUUAUCUUUCUCCAGGCCUCUGGGUUUAAUUUCUCCAAAUCUUUUAGGUUUCUAAUACCAUGAAGGAAAUGGACCCCAUUCCUAAGUCCAGGAUAAUUAAAGUACAUGAAAUUAAUAUUGGUUCAUCUUUGAUGUUAGCCAAAGUGCUCUUUUAAGCAUCCGUAAUGUGCCACAAUUGACUCAUUCGACAAUUCAUAUGGAGACAUAUGUAUUGGUAGCAUAUGUAAAUACAAUUGUAAAUUAUUUUUUAUAAGCUCUAUUGCUUUUACUAAUAUUGGAACUUUACAGAUAUCUUUCUUUCACAUUGCUGUCAUUUCUGCCUUCAAAUCCUGAUAUUUUGUGAC
This is a messenger RNA of Protopterus annectens (West African lungfish), 6485 nucleotides long. RefSeq names its product interferon-induced very large GTPase 1-like. The coding region runs from base 140 to 5539 and encodes 1799 amino acids. Gene Ontology annotation, molecular function: GTP binding. The record is from RefSeq and is a predicted model, not a curated record. NCBI's taxonomy places the organism in Eukaryota, Metazoa, Chordata, Ceratodontiformes, Protopteridae. The transcript has 3 exons.